AUGAAAUGUAAAAGUAAAAACAAAAAGGUAUCAUUCUGUGAACCAGUAGUAGCGCCAAAUAGCGUAGAGAAGGAGAAAGGCGAAUUUGACGAAUAUGUUUUGGACGAAUGUAGGGAUUCUUACAUUUUAGGAGAUGAAGAGUUAAAGAACCUUUUAGAAAAUUUCAAUCCGUUAGAUUUUGGCAUUAAAGAAAAAUUAAGUGAAAGUGAAAAAAAAAUACUCAUCAAGGAGAUUUAUGGAAGGAUACAUGUGGACUGUCCUACUUCCGAUGGGAAGAAAAAAGCUGCAAAAAAAAGCGAUGGUAGCAUUAAGGUGUUGGAUGAAGAGUGCACUAUGAAAAAAGGCGAAGCGGUAGAGAAAGAUCAGUUAGGAGGUAAAAAUAUUAAAAAAAAAGAAUCAGUAGAUGAAAAACAAAAUGAAAUAAAUAGUGAAAAACAAAAUGAAAUAAAUAGUGAAAAACAAAAUGAAAUAAAUAGUGAAAAACAAAAUGGAACAAAUAGUGAAAAACAAAAUGGAACAAAUAGUGAAAAACAAAAUGGAACAAAUAAUGAAAAACAAAAAGAACAAAAGAAGGAAAGGAAAAAGGUGAAACGAAAGGAAGAAAACUUGACCUAUCUGGAUGGGGACUGUUAUUUCCCCAAUGAUGGGUAUGACUACGAACAGCAUUUAAAACCAAUUAGUACUAAUUUUAUAGAAAUAAAAACAAAAAAGAAAAAUAAUUUUUUUGAUAUAAAACCUACGGAUGAAGAGGAAAAGGAAUUAUUUAAAACGUUCGAUGCGGAUAAUUAUGAAGAAUUAAAUGAUAAUUUUGUAUGUGAGGCUCAGAAUGUAGACAGAGCAGAAAAAUUGGAGAUUGAUGAUGAAAUAAUAUGGGGAACUGGGGAUUCCUUUUUGCCCCUUGUAUGUACGAAUAAUGCAUCUUCUAUUGAAGUGAGAAGCGUAGUGGACGAAAAUACUAUGCGUGAUUGGAGUAGUGUUAACGGUAAUGUUAGAGGCAGCACCAAUGGGAGUAGUAAAACAGAAAAGAGGGAAGAAGAAAGUAGUACGAGCGUAGCAUUUUCUCCAUCAAGUGCUAUGUGUUGUGAUAAAGCAUUCCCGAUUGAUAGUACUAGUAAAGGACGUACGGCAUUUGAUGAAAGUUGUCAUACUGGUAGUACACCUAAAAAUAAUAAUACGAAUAAUACAAUACUUGAUUCAAAAAAAGAGGAGGAUGUGAGAAGAGAUGAGAGAGAUUUGUAUUCAUUAAAACUGAGUGAUUUCGUUCAACUCGAAUUGAACAAAGUGGACAGUAAAAUUAAUAGUAAAAACAGUAAAAAUAAUAUCAAUAUCAACAGUAGUGGUAGUAAUAGUAAUGUUGAUGAACUAACAAAAGUAGUAAAAAAAAAAGGAAAAAAAAAAGGAAAAAAUUGCUUACGGACCGCUGAUAAUCUGAUUGUCAACAUAGAUACUAAAGAGAAAAAUAAAAUUCUUCAAAUUUUAAAAUUGCAAAAAGACGAAAUUGUCGAUGAUCAGGUUAAAUCCAAGUCAGACUAUUCAGAACAAGAAAAGUCAUCCAGCUAUAACUGCGAAACUAUUUUAACGACAAAAACAAAUACUACUAAUCAUCCAUACAAGUUAAAUAUACCCAAAUGUAUAAAGUCAACCCCUAUACUGAAUGGUGCUAUAGGGAGAACCAUUACUAAGGUGAAGGAAGCAAACAAGAUGAAAGAGAAGAACGAUGAUAUCAUCAAACUUGAGCGUUACUUGGUUUUAGAAAAGGUUAAAACGACGAGAAAUAAAAACGAAACUGCAGAAGAAAAAAAAGAAAGGAAGAAAUCAGUUAAAGAAGCCCAAAGAUUAAAUAGGAAACUAAAGAAGGAAAACUCGCUCCUUAUGAAGAACGAGAAGAAGCUGAUGAACAAGAAUAACAACCCCUUCGAUAUAAGAGACAACGUAAAAUAUAUUAAACUAUAA
Molecule: messenger RNA, 1953 nt
Organism: Plasmodium malariae
Lineage: Eukaryota; Apicomplexa; Aconoidasida; Haemosporida; Plasmodiidae
Product: conserved Plasmodium protein, unknown function
Exons: 3
Coding region: 1-1953 (650 amino acids)
Biological process (GO): ribosomal small subunit export from nucleus; ribosomal small subunit biogenesis
Cellular component (GO): preribosome, small subunit precursor; cytosol; nucleus
Source: RefSeq, a predicted model, not a curated record